GUUGCGCGCUCCGCCCCCUCCCUCCGCGCCCGCGCGCGCCGUCCCCGCCCCGCCCGCCUCACUCCUUUCGGGGCGGUUGGGCCGCGCGCCUGUGGGGGCGGGGCCCGGAGCAGGCGACCGAGCCAAUGGGGCGCGGCGGCGGCGGCGGUGGCGGCGGCGGCGGCGGCUGGGUCGGGCCCCGGCGGGCGGCGGCGGCUGAGGCGGAGGCGGAGGGAGGCGGCGGCGGCGGCGGCGGCGACGGAGGGGCGAAGAUGGCGGCGCCCGUCCUGCUGAGAGUGUCGGUGCCGCGGUGGGAGCGGGUGGCCCGGUACGCCGUGUGCGCUGCUGGGAUCCUGCUCUCCAUCUACGCCUACCACGUGGAGCGGGAGAAGGAGCGGGACCCCGAGCACCGGGCCCUCUGCGACCUGGGGCCGUGGGUGAAGUGCUCCGCCGCCCUUGCCUCCAGGUCGAUGCAGUGGCUCACGCCUAUAAUCCCAGCCCUUUGGGAGGCCGAGGUGGGUGGAUCACAAGCUGAAGAGAUCAAGAUCAUCCUGGUCAACAUGAUGGGGUCGAGGAUUUGGUCUUUUGGGUUCCAUUUUUGGAAAGGAUGGUGUAUUAAACCAGCCAAACAGUGUCUUUGGACUUAUAUUUUAUAUACUACAGUUAUUACUUGGCAUGACAGCAAGUGCCGUCGCGGCGUUGGUCCUCAUGACGUCCUCCAUCGUGUCGGUCGUGGGGUCCCUGUACCUGGCCUACAUUCUGUACUUUGUGCUGAAGGAGUUCUGCAUCAUCUGUGUCAUCACGUACGUGCUGAACUUCAUUCUCCUCAUCGUCAACUACAAACGACUAGUUUACUUGAACGAGGCCUGGAAACGGCAGCUGCAGCCCAAGCAGGACUGACCUCCACAGACUCUUCCCUGACAGUCUCAAGUCCUUUUCCAUUAAGUUUAUUUUGCAGCAGUUUUUUUUUUUUUUUAAUUCUUCACAACAGACACUUUCCCUAAGAAUCUUAAAACUGUUUUUAAAAAUCCUGUAAAUUAGAAGGGGCCCUCGCUAUUUUUUGUGUCAAUCUUCAUUUUAAAUAUGGAUACAAAAAGGAGCCGCCAAGCCAAUCAAAGACAAGCUUUCACUUUACUUUGAAGAUGCUUUUGAAAUGAUCAAAUGUAGCCCUAGCCCCUUCCCUCGAUUGUAAAGUGAGCAACCAUUGCUAGUAAUUCCUUCAAGUGUAUCAAUUCAAUUUCAGGUAUAAAAAUGUGAUCAUGACAUGAAAAUAUUUUAGAAUAGAUACUGUAUUAAAUAUCGCCAUGUUUACAAUAUGUAAUAUGUUUUUAGCCGAAGGAUUUAAACAUGUAGAUUCAACUAGAAUCCAUUUAUGUGAUAUUUGUAAAUAAAAGUAGAAAUAUUGGCUCCAUCCCUGCAGAACUUACUGUACAGUUUAGUUGGAGUUAGCACUGAAGAACUGUCAGCUCAGUGUUAACUGAGGAGGCAGUGAAAAUAGCCCAUACACAGCAUCUUGAGAAAAGUGCUGGCAGCCACGAGUGCAGCAUUGAUUGCAAAAAUUAUAGGGUUAAAAAAAAAUAGGGUGGUUGGUUCCCUUUUAUCUCCCUCUUUCUGAAAGGAAGAAAUUGAAUUGGAACGUUCAAGUCAGAUUUGUGUCUGGUUGUAAAACUGGACCAAUUGUUAACCUUACAGAGUAAGUCCGAGGCCUUGAGGACACUAGGAUGGGAAGAUGGGUAUUUUCCUUUGGAGAAAAGCUGGAAAUACAAACAUGGCAUUUUUAGGUAAAGUUUCUUCCACCAGUUGACUUUUCACACAGAUAUUUUUCCUUAAUAUUGGUGCCAGUCAACCAAACAGUAUUAUGACGGAAAUGAGCAGUCCAAGUCCCGUCGCUCCAGAGUGGGAGCAGUGUUCUUGCUAAUUGUUUCUCUCUGCACUAACCCCUUGGAUGUCUAAUUUUUUUGGAGUGAAAUCCUGGAUUUGCGACCUUCAGGGCUGACAUGCUGCGCAGUCUGCUUCAUCGGGGGAAGAGCAACAGGUAGACACAUCUCAAGGUGAAAUAGAGUCGUGUCGCCACUGCUCUCAUAAUGCCACACAUGCAGUAAGAAGAGUUUGGAAAGGGGAUUCGAGUAAGCCCAAAUGACAUUGGGACAGGACGUUUCUGUGGUUAACAUCUGAUGUCAGAAUGUUAAAAGUGCCUUCUGUCUUAAAUCUCAAACCAAAUAUUUUGUGUGUUGACCUUGGGCAGAAGUGUCCUUCAUUCCUUCCUUUCUUUGCCGUCAGGUGGAAAACCCGCUCUCUGCAGAAGGUCCUGUGUGAUAAUUUUACUCCUCUGGUUGAGAAGCAGCAAUGUUUUUGCUUCUGAUUUGAUUAAUCGUUUUAUGUUAAAAAUAGUCAAUGAGGCUGGUACCUCUUGAGUGCUUUAUUUGCCUUCUCCUUGAAGGGAGGGAACAGACUCUGUUCUGUGAACUAAAAUGUGUAGUCAGCAACAAUUCAGUAAUUUCUAACCAACUCAUAAUGGACGCAACAUAGGUCUUUUGGCUCAAGGCAAGUAUCAAGUCCGAAUUGUAAUGAACUCUUCACCAGUUUUAACCAGUUUCUUAAAAGAUCGCUUAACUCAAGGUUUCAUCAAGGCUUGUGUUUUCCCAUGAAUGUGAAUCUUUCAGCGGCCGUUCGAGUCUGUAUGUGCCGUGGUGUUCUGAAGUAGUGAAAGAACUCUAGAACGCACCGACUGGCCGUCUGGGGUCUGUGGAGGAAGCCUCGGUUUGAGGCUGUGCCGGGAGGCCACCUUGGGCGGCGCAUCCAGCUCCCUAGGGCAGUCGCCUGGUUCUUUCUUCUAAGCUACGGUGGAAAUGGCUUCAGGGUUGAAACUGUGGUAUACCUUACACCAGUCAUGCUAAACACGUUCCUUGCGUCCCAGUAUCCAGUGGUUUUCAUCCUAGUUUGUAUCAAGCAAAGUAUAGUUAAAGCUUGUCUCGAUGUUUCAUUCUUGAAAAUGUCUUCAACUCUUACCUGAGAAAACAGAAAAAUCGUCAGCCAGUCCCUUCCAGUUUUUUCUUUGCUUUGCUAAGCCUUGGGGAAACCACUAUUUCAUUGUGUAAAAGUUUUUGCCACAUUCCUAUGGCCCCGUCGAGUAAAUACCCUUUUUUCUCACUGAGAGGAACACGUGCUGCCUGUACUAACAGCAUUGUAACGCCGGUAUCUCAGUGACCAACAGAACCCUGGUGGGUGUUAACUUGGUGUCUUUUGCCCUGGAGAGUUUGGGUUCCUUUCUGUCCCUUCUAUUCUGCCCAGAAGAGGGGGAAUCACCAAUGUUAUAAACUUGGAAGAUUGUCGUGCCAGUUUUAGACUGAAUAUUUAAAGACUGCAGCUAGCCAGCAGUGUAAAGGACAGACUAGGGGAAACAUUUCUUGCUAGCAGUAAUUCCAUGCUUCAUUUUUUUGAAGUGAUUCAUUCCAAAUGAAACCAUUUAUUGACUUGAUAGUCACAAAUACCAUUUGAAGAAAUAGGAGUCAUUGGCGUUAGAGGAUAAAUUCCAGGGAAUCCAGGUGGUUGGGAGGGUUUCAUUUGGGUUUGCAUUACACUUAGUUGCUCCCAGUGUAAAGGUAGAUUUCUGGUGACAUAACUCAGGUUUAACUAGCUGUGUGGCCAGAAUCACUGUUCUUCAUGUGUGUCUUCUCCUUAAAUCCAUUACUCUCAAACAAUGUUCAAAGCAUUGACUGUUUCAUUCAGAGGACCAAGACCACAGUGAAAUUAAAACUAUUUGUUGGCUAGGCGUGGUGGCUCAUGCCUGUAAUCCCAGCACUUUGGGAGGCUAAGGUGGGCGGGUCAUCCGAGGUCAGCAGUUCAAGACCAGUGUGGCUGACAUAGUGAAACCGUCUCUAUUAAAAAUACAAAAAUAAGCCAGGCAUGGUGGCGGGUGCCUGUAAUCCUAGAGGCUGAUACAAGAGAAUGGCUUGAACCUGGGAGGUGGAGGUUGCAGUGAGCAGAGAUUGCACCACUGCACUCCAGCCUGGGCAACGAGCGAAACUGUCUCAAAAGAAAAACUACUUGUUGACUUUUGCUUUUCAUUUAGUUUUUGAAAAGACUGUUUGCAAAAGUAGAGUUAUCUUUAGCAAUUACUUCAUAAUUUAGAUCGGUACCAAGAGUGACAGGAAAGCUUGUCUUGAAAAUCAGUAUUAGACAGAUGCCAACAAGGAGACCCACUGUGAUUUCUGGAAGCCUGUUUGGGGAGACAGACCUAAUGACCUAAUAUGCAAUUUCUGUCUUCCUUUCCUCUAACACACAAGCAUUGGUGACACAUCUCAGACACCUGAGGCAGCAUUACGACUUCUAAUCCUGAGAACGCCCCUUCUGCCAUCAAACAAAAGGGGCAGGUGUGGGAACCCCGGCUACUGAAUCAUCUUUUUACUACAAGUUUGUCCAGAAAAGGUGAAAUGUUUAGUUGUAAAACUGUAUUAAGCGUGGCCUGAGGAUUAGGUGUAUGAUGUCUAAUCUGUUCCAUCAAAAAUAUUCAUUACUAGUGCUUUAAGCUCCAGAGUAAACAUUCAUUUAAAAUGGAGUUCACUGGGCAGAUUUCCCCAUUAAUAAUCUAGAUAGAAGUCUUCUUUAUCAGAGAUUCAAGGCACCAUUUUGCUAACUGGUAAAUAAAACCAAAUGUAAAUAUGUAAGAAUGUUUAUUUGUUGCACAUAACUUUUUUGGUAUAAAAUAAAUGUAGAAGUUACCUGUGGAA
This is a messenger RNA of Callithrix jacchus (white-tufted-ear marmoset), 4709 nucleotides long. NCBI's taxonomy places the organism in Eukaryota, Metazoa, Chordata, Mammalia, Primates, Cebidae. The record is from RefSeq and is a predicted model, not a curated record.